This is a messenger RNA of Cephus cinctus (wheat stem sawfly), 1792 nucleotides long. RefSeq names its product probable dolichyl pyrophosphate Glc1Man9GlcNAc2 alpha-1,3-glucosyltransferase (gene xit). Gene Ontology annotation, molecular function: dolichyl pyrophosphate Glc1Man9GlcNAc2 alpha-1,3-glucosyltransferase activity. NCBI's taxonomy places the organism in Eukaryota, Metazoa, Arthropoda, Insecta, Hymenoptera, Cephidae. Gene Ontology annotation, cellular component: endoplasmic reticulum membrane. The transcript has 7 exons. Bases 157 to 1776 code for a protein of 539 amino acids. The record is from RefSeq and is a predicted model, not a curated record. Gene Ontology annotation, biological process: protein N-linked glycosylation.
UUACAGGAUGUAGCGUAUAGAUGACGCAAGGUGAAUUUGUGGCCAUCUGUGAUAAAUUCUUGAAUUAAUUUAUUAUUGAUAUUCUCAGCCGGCUUCUUGGUAUAACCUCAAAAAAGAGUUGUACUAGUUUAAGAUCGUCAGGGGAAUGUGCCACGUAUGAAAAUGGAAAUUGUAAAAGAUUAUAAAAAUGACAAUUUUCAUAAGGAUGAAAUACGAAAAUCGUGGUUUGAUGCAACGUUGUUGCGAAUUUUUAUUCUUGCUACGUGUUUCAAAAUGCUUCUUAUUCCUACAUAUCAUUCCACUGAUUUUGAGGUGCAUCGUAACUGGCUUGCCAUAACAUUUAGCUUGCCUAUAAAAGAAUGGUAUCUUUCGAACAAAUCGCAGUGGACUCUAGACUAUCCACCUUUCUUUGCAUGGUUCGAAUACUUUCUUAGUCAGGUAGCAGUCUAUUUUGAUCCAGAGAUGCUCAAAAUUGAUAAUUUAAACUAUACUUCACCUAAUGCUAAAUUGUUUCAAAGGGCUACAGUGAUGAUAGCUGAUAUAAUAUUAGUUUAUGGUGUAAUAAAAAUAGGUGAAACCUUCUGCAAAUCUAGAAGCAGCUACUUAAUUCUAAGUUUUCUCUCAAUAUUUAAUGUAGGCCUUCUUAUAGUAGACCAUAUACAUUUUCAGUAUAAUGGUUUCUUAUUAGGUAUAUUAUUGUUGUCUAUAACUAAGGUAGCAGAAGUGGAUAAGGAGAGUUCUAUUUUACAAGGAGCAGUAUGGUUUUCUAUGUUGCUCAACUUGAAACACAUUUACAUAUAUGUAGCACCAGCUUAUGUUAUAUGGUUACUAAGAUGGUAUUGCAUAAAAGGUGGCAAAUUUUUCAGCAGGAUAUUGAAGCUAGGAAGCAUUGUUUUAAUUGUUCUGAUCUUAUCCUUUGGCCCUUUUGUUUCUCAAUUACCACAGGUCUUCUCACGCUUAUUCCCGUUCAAGAGAGGACUAGUUCAUGCCUAUUGGGCUGCGAAUGCCUGGGCCUUAUAUACAGGAGCUGAUAAGUUUCUAUCUGUACUUUGGAAACAGCUUGGUUGGUUACAAGCAACCAGAACAGCUUCUAUGACUGGUGGUUUAGUUCAGGAAGAUAUCUUUACUGUUUUACCAACACCUACACCUAUUGUUACAUUUGUUGUAACAUUUGCUUCGAUGAUUCCAGCCUUAUGGUCUUUAUUUACUAAGAACGAGGCUAAAAUAACUCCAAAACAUUUUGUACGAUGUCUAAUAUUGUGUGGACUGAGUUCCUUUAUGUUUGGAUGGCACGUUCAUGAGAAAGCUAUUCUUACUGCAAUUCUACCUUUAUGUACCCUAGCAGUUGUGGAUAAACAAGAUGCAAGAGUAUUUAUAAUCUUAAGCUCUGCAGGUCACACUGGCUUAUUACCUUUACUUUAUCCAACAGAAUUAACUCCAUUGAAAUUAUUACUCUCAUUAGUGUAUAUGAUGUUAGCAGGAAUAAUAUUAACACAUAAAUUCCAUAAUAGUUUACUUAAAAAAUAUGAAUGGUUAUAUGUAGGAAUACUUCCCUUUGUUACAUUCUAUGAAUCAGUACUUCACAAGUUAAUAUUUACUGAUAGAUUACCAUUCUUACCAUUAGCUUUUACUUCCAUGUAUUGUGCAAUAGGAGUUACAUAUUGCUGGUUAUUAUACUAUUACAUGUAUUUAGGCGACCGUUUCCAAAAUGACAUUACGAUGUAUAAGAAAAAAGAGGAGAAUAUUAUAAAAUCAAAAAAAAAACAUUAUAAAUAAAAUCAUUUGGAUUCAA